AUGGCUUUCAAUCUGGACGAGAUUGAUCAGCAUAUGGCGAAUUUACGCUCUACACUGCGCUUCUUCAGUGAGGCACUCGAACGAACGGAUCACAAUUCGCCUGAUUGGCUUGCGACGGAUCUGAUAUCUCUACGCAACCAGACGGGCAGAUUACAAGAUGGUAUGCAAAAGUUCACAGAUCAGCUACAGGCGGGAGGCCUUGCGGAGAGAAAGGCAUCGAAUAAACGCGCGCGCCUCAGUCUCGAAGGCGCAGAACGCCCAACACCCUCUUCCACCCCUCUACCCUCGUCUCCGCAAGUUCCGAAUUCUGCUUCAGCUCGGCCUACGCAGCGCCAGCCGCAAGACCAGCCCACAAGCCCGCCCCAGGAAGAGUACGAAGUCCAGCGCAUCGAUGUGACCGAGGAAGUCAACCGCCGUCUACGCGAGGCUCGUCUACGCAGACUCGUAGACUCGCCUAGUACAUCCCAGAAGCGCAAGUUUGACGCUUAUGACAGUAUGGAGAAUUGGGGCGAGACCGAAGGUGCCACGGACCAGGAAGCUGAAUACAUGGGACGGAGUCCGACGAAGAGGAUACGGGCCAGCGGGACUUUCGAACCUAUUGCAGGCGUGAUGAAGAGGAAGGAGGAAGGGAUUACCAUGGGGUUCGAGGACGUGGGCAAAGAGGAAAGAGGAAGUGCUAAGAAGAGGCGGAGGCAGUGA
Messenger RNA from Didymosphaeria variabile, 699 nucleotides. RefSeq lists its product as uncharacterized. The transcript is spliced from 2 exons. The coding region runs from base 1 to 699 and encodes 232 amino acids. Lineage: Eukaryota; Fungi; Ascomycota; Dothideomycetes; Pleosporales; Didymosphaeriaceae. The record is from RefSeq and is a predicted model, not a curated record.